GCACAACACGAGGGUGUCACUCGCACAACACCACGAAGUACCCCGCGGCAAGUAGAAGUUUUUAGGAAAUCCGACUCGGCGCAACGUUUUUACCAUGCGACGUCACAUUCCUGCUAAGUUUAACACCACGAAGUACCCCGUAGCACGUAGAAGUUUUUAGGAAAUCCGACUCGGCGCAACGUUUUUACCAUGCGACGACAUCACACUCCUGCUAAGUUUUUAGUGGCAGCACCACCCCAACCGUGUAUAUAGGCUACAGCGUAGGGGCUCUAACACCCAUCAACGAUCCUCCGAAGAACAUGCCUGAAGCUUGGGAUGCGCCGACGGGAUUCGUAGCGCGUCUGACUUACAGGGCCAUCUAUCUUUGCGUCAUUGGUCAGGCAGAUCUCGCAAUAUUCUGGAGGGAAAUUGAUGAGCACGAUGAAUGGAUCAAUCUUCAUGCCUGUCACUGUGCCCUUUCGACUUCGGUGUUAACAUUGGUUAGCAUCAGUGCGAUCUUCCUUAAUCGUUCGCUGAUCCCUCUCAACAGUGUCUUUUGCUGAUUACACCGAUUCUAAAGUCUACGGUGUGUUCUCCUCUGCAUUUGUAAUGUCUCUGGCAGGCAUUGCAUUCCGGCUCCUAUUCUUUGGUAUCUUUCGCGAAGUACCAAGGCAGAAUCCCCCUGCGGACGAACUCUUGAAUUCCCGACGAGCUAUCCUCACCUACUUGCUCCGUUUCCGCUUUCCCCAUC
Molecule: messenger RNA, 730 nt
Organism: Pisolithus orientalis
Lineage: Eukaryota; Fungi; Basidiomycota; Agaricomycetes; Boletales; Pisolithaceae
Exons: 3
Coding region: 300-542 (80 amino acids)
Source: RefSeq, a predicted model, not a curated record